AAAGAGAAGACCAAAAAACGAAAAUAAUGGAUCAAAUUUCUAUACUUUUAAUCUUCCAUUAUUCACGUAACACCUCUACUUCAAAUCAAAAUUAGAGAAAAGAAAAUAUAUACAAAAAAAAAAGACCAUUUCCUUGAAUUAUUUUUUUAGUUUUGACAAGAAAAAAAGAAAUGGGGAAUAAGGAAAAAACAAUUGGUGUGGCAGUGGAUUUUUCAAGGAGUAGCAAGGAAGCAUUGAAAUGGACAGUUGAAAAUUUGGCUGAAAAAGGUGACACAGUUUAUUUAAUUCACAUCAAAACUCACACACUCAAUGAGUCCCGUGACCAGCUCUGGGCAAAAACUGGUUCACCUCUGAUUCCAUGGGUGGAGUUUAGAGAUCCAGAAGUGAUGAAGUAUUAUGAUAUCAAAAAGACUGAUGUCCAAGUUGUUGAUUUACUUGAUGCAGCUACUAAGCAGAAACAGAUAAACAUUGUGGCAAAAGUGUAUUGGGGAGAUGCAAGAGAGAAAGUAUGUGACUCUAUUGAAGAUCUCAGGUUGGAUUCUUUGGUCAUGGGUAGCAGAGGCCUAAGUGCUAUCCAAAGGAUAAUGUUGGGAAGUGUAACAAAUUAUGUAUUGAACAAUGCAGCUUGUCCUGUGACUAUAGUUAAGGAUCCUGAUUUCCACAAGCAUUGAUCACAACUAAUUCCUCCAACAUGUUCAUUCAAUAAGAAUGUUUUUACACUCUUUUACUAUUGGAGAUUCAAGAUCUAUACACCCACAUACAAUAUAAUAUAAAGAACUUUUACAUUAUCGGAAUAAUAUAAUUGCUAACUGGUUAUAGCAAGUUAUUA
Molecule: messenger RNA, 829 nt
Organism: Solanum pennellii
Lineage: Eukaryota; Viridiplantae; Streptophyta; Magnoliopsida; Solanales; Solanaceae
Product: universal stress protein PHOS32-like
Exons: 4
Coding region: 171-671 (166 amino acids)
Source: RefSeq, a predicted model, not a curated record